AUGGAAAGAUCUUGGCACAGUCCUCUGAAUAAAAGUGUUAGGCCGCUUAGAAUAGAUCAUGUUUGUAACACAUUAUCAAAUCCUGUUCUUCAGUCUAUGGUUCUUUCUCUGAAAUCAUUGCCAGUUAAUGUUAGCAGCGAAUUGCUCAGCAAUUUUAUAGAAAAUUCUGAACUUUUUACUGAGCACGUUGACAAAAAAUUGUUAGUCGUUAGUGAAAAAGAAAUCGGCUCAUAUUUAUUAGAACAAGUCCUCAUCACACUUUCAGACGAUAGAUUUGAAGAAAUUUUUAGCUUACAUUUUAAAGGUAAGUUGUUACACAUGGCAACCUCUCCAAUAGGUAAUUUUGUACUUCAAAGACUUAUCAAAAGCUCCAGAAAUAAAAAACAGGUUGCUAUUUAA
This is a messenger RNA of Helobdella robusta, 399 nucleotides long. RefSeq lists its product as hypothetical. The coding region runs from base 1 to 399 and encodes 132 amino acids. Gene Ontology annotation, biological process: endonucleolytic cleavage in ITS1 to separate SSU-rRNA from 5.8S rRNA and LSU-rRNA from tricistronic rRNA transcript (SSU-rRNA, 5.8S rRNA, LSU-rRNA); ribosomal small subunit export from nucleus; endonucleolytic cleavage in 5'-ETS of tricistronic rRNA transcript (SSU-rRNA, 5.8S rRNA, LSU-rRNA). The record is from RefSeq and is a predicted model, not a curated record. Gene Ontology annotation, molecular function: RNA binding. Gene Ontology annotation, cellular component: nucleolus; 90S preribosome; preribosome, small subunit precursor. The transcript is spliced from 4 exons. Lineage: Eukaryota; Metazoa; Annelida; Clitellata; Rhynchobdellida; Glossiphoniidae.